AUGGAGGAUUAUUACAUACUCGUGACAUGGAGGCGUCAAGCGUUUGCCGCAUUGCUGGCCCUCGUCGUAAUCUUGACGCUGCUCGAAGGACACAUGGAAGCUCAAUGGACAUCAUCACGGCGCAACAUGGCAGGGAUGAGGAUCAAAGAAAAAAAAGAUCAUCAACAACGACAGUCCGUGCCCCGCAUGAGGGGUCCGUCUCGCAAUAAUAUUAAUAAUGUCUCUGCCGCCGUGGUCCAUAAGAAGAAGAAUGACACUCGUCCUCUAAAGACAGGAUUGAAGAAGCAACCCAAUCGCACAGAGUCCUCCAACGAAACCAACUUUGCACUACUCAAGGAUGGACCCUUGCCACACAACAGCAGAGCGAGGUCUACGUCGUCGAUAUUGAAGAAGCAACCCAAACGCACAAGGUCCUUCAAGAACAGAGGGAGGUCGUCGUCGUCGCCUUCGUUCGCAUCAUUACAGAGCAGUUUCAACAAUGCCCUCCAAGCCAUGGUCCAGCGAGGUGCCAUGAAUUCCAACAUUUCGUCUCGUGAUCAGGUGCUGCAGCAUGGCUUUCCGAGACUGUGGGAACCAUGCGUGUUGUUGGAACGGCUCCUCGUGGCAAACAACAAAACUUUGGAGGUGGUCGUCCUAGGAGGGUCUGCAUCGGCUCGUCCCGCCAGAGACUGCACCGUGGAGCAGGAGAUGCCGGCACAAUAUAGCAAUCUGCUGCAGCAGAGGCUUUCUACUAUGCAUAGUAGUAGUGAUGAUGAUGACACGUUACCAAAGUUCCGAAUCAUCAACCGGGCUCAGGGUUCCAUGAGCUCGACUACGAACGCCCUUCUCAUGGAUCAGCUCAUUGACCCACUCACCACCGACGUUAUUGUGUGGGAAUUUUACAUCAAUGACGAAUGCGGCGCUCAAGGGGGUGGACCAUCGGAACAAGUACGCAAACUAGAGUUUUGGUUGACCCGCGUCCAAGCGAUCUUUGCGCAGGCAGGGAGACCACCGCCACCCAUUAUUCUCCUGUACUUGUGGCCCAAGGGAGCGGGAAAUCGCCUCAAACGAAACGAAACCAACACGUUGAAAAAGGUCGAUCCCAAGGGUUCCUUGUUAGUAAUCGAUGAUCAUUCGUACUACCGAGGAUGGGAUAUUGCCGUCUUGAAUGUGGCGGCAGCCGUGGACACAUCCACUGUGCUUGCCAACCCAAGUCUCUUGUUUGAUGACGCGCAUCAUCCGAGUUGUACCGGUGUCAAUCUUAUAGCGGAUAUGCUGCAGCACGUAUUCGUGACCAACCUCGCAGCUGAACAAUGUUCCACCACAACCACCAAUGGCAAGAUACAACAACAACACAAAAGAGACGGGUACGGUCGUCCUCCACACGUCGGCAACAUGGACUCGAGAUGGGAGCUACUCUGGACCGAUCUGUUUCGGCAAAAUGCACGUCUAGGGUCCUUGACUGCAUGGGAACCUCGUAUUCAUCACAAUGCCAGCAAUCUGCAAGUCGAAAACAUGGCAGAGAUAUACCACUGGCCGAAUAAGACACUGGUGGGCAAAGCGAAUCCCGGCAGACAAGACCGCAAGUAUGCCUUUGUCUUGCCAACUUGCCAAACGCAAGAACCUCUCAACAUUACCUUGUUGGAACCGAAUCUAAAGUGGCUCGGAAUGAGCCUGACUGGCAACCAUAUUUGGCUCUCUCUGAACCACAACAAACCUGUGAAACUUCCAGAACCAGACACGUCCUGGAACUUUGCCAACGUGUUCAUCAAUCAGUGGAUUCCAGUCCGGCAAGAGGUUGGAGAAGCAGAUAAGUACGUGCUUUCACUGUGCAGCUCCGAUUCAGAAAGCAUUGCCUACUUUCAACACUUGGUAGGAGUAUCCAUCCCCAAUGACAGUGACAGCUUCAGUGGGGUAUCAUAG
Messenger RNA from Seminavis robusta, 1902 nucleotides. Lineage: Eukaryota; Bacillariophyta; Bacillariophyceae; Naviculales; Naviculaceae. The record is from the annotation of a GenBank genome assembly.